This is a messenger RNA of Apis dorsata (giant honeybee), 1311 nucleotides long. RefSeq lists its product as uncharacterized. NCBI's taxonomy places the organism in Eukaryota, Metazoa, Arthropoda, Insecta, Hymenoptera, Apidae. The transcript is spliced from 2 exons. The coding region runs from base 78 to 1139 and encodes 353 amino acids. The record is from RefSeq and is a predicted model, not a curated record.
CUAAAGAAGUAGAUGAUUCUUUAGAAAAAGAAUCACUUAGUAUUGUGGAUAAUAUAUUAGAAAAUGAUCUUCAAAAAAUGCAAAAAAAACGAAAGCAAUCAACAGUAAAGGAAAUAAUUAAUCCUAUAUUUGAAAACGAUUCUCAAUUGAAUAAAAAUAAUACAGAAAUAGUAAAGAAAACUGAAUAUUUUGUUCCUUUUAUUAAUAGUGAUGAUAAUGAAACAAAAGAAAUAGAUAAGACAAAAAAAAAGAAAAAGAAAACACAUGAUAUUAAUAUACAAAUGAAAGAAGAAAUAAUUAUUGAAGAUAUUCAAAAUAAAUCGAAAAAUCUUGAUGAAGGAAUACACAAUGAAGUAAAUAAAAAAAAGAAAAAAAAAAAUACACUUGAAAACAUUUCAGAUUCAUUAAAUGUAAAUAAAGAAAAUAAUAUAACAAAGAAAGAAGAGCAAGUGUCAGACAUUUUACCGAAAAAUAAUAUUUUAAAUGUGCAAUUAUCUAAGAAUAAGAAUAAGAAAAAAAAAACACAUGAUACUGAUGUACAAAUAAAAGAACAAAUAUUUAAAGAUAUUGAAGUAAAAUCAAAAAAUCUUGAUAAAGAAAUAAGAAAAAAGAAAAAAAAAAUUAGAAUAGAAAAUAUUUCUAAUCAUAAUUUAUCAAAUAUAGAUAAAGACAUUAAUAUAGUAAAUGAAAAGGAGGAAUAUAUUCUGUCAAAUAAUAAUAUUUCAAAUGAAUUGUUAUCUGAAGAAAAGAAAAGAAAACAAAAGAAGUUAUUAAAAGAAGUUGCUUUACAAGACAAAGAAGAAUUAUUUGAAAAAAUACCACAAAAAAAACAAAAAUUAUUAUUAAAAAAUACUUCAAUGUCUAAUACAAUACAAAAACGAAAGCAAUCAGAAACUUAUGAAUCCAAACCUAGUAAAAAAAGAAAGAUAUUUGUAGAACAGGAUUUUAGUUUACCAAGUAAUUCUGGAAGUACUACUGAUUUUGAUGUCAUUGAUAUACAAAAGAUUAGAAACAAAAAAAAUAUUUCAUUUCGAGAUAGAAUGCUUGCUAGAAAUUCAAGACAAUCUGUGUCUAUUUACAUGAAAUAUUUAAAAAAACAGAAAAUGAAAUCUUCUGUUAAUAAUUUUAUGUUUCAUUAAAUUUAUUAUAUCAUUCUUUAGCUGUAGUAAUGAUAUAAUUAAAAAUUUGAAAAAAUCAUUGUCAUUUUUAUUCAUAAAAUAUUGUAAAUGCAUUGUAAGAUUAUUUUCAAUUUGACAUUUUGACGUGAAUUUUUUAUGCACUUUUUAAUUAUAUAUAGCAUUUAGAAUAUUU